This is a messenger RNA of Brassica napus (rape), 3187 nucleotides long. Its product is annotated as protein STICHEL-like. Gene Ontology annotation, biological process: DNA-templated DNA replication; DNA repair. Gene Ontology annotation, cellular component: DNA polymerase III complex; DNA replication factor C complex; nucleus. Gene Ontology annotation, molecular function: DNA binding; DNA clamp loader activity; ATP hydrolysis activity. NCBI's taxonomy places the organism in Eukaryota, Viridiplantae, Streptophyta, Magnoliopsida, Brassicales, Brassicaceae. The coding region runs from base 8 to 3187 and encodes 1059 amino acids. The transcript is spliced from 6 exons. The record is from RefSeq and is a predicted model, not a curated record.
UUUCGAAAUGUCUGGCUCGAGAGUAUCGGAUCUGAGCAAGUUGCAUCUCAAGAGAGAGCUGACUCAAAUCAAGAAAGCUUCCCGCGUUCUACGCGAUCCAGGCACCUCUUCCUCCUGGAGAUCCCCUCUCACCUCCUCCAGAUCCGUCUCCGCGACUGUGCCUGCGGUUCUGGAGCCUCCGGUGUGCAGAAACAAUGCUCUAAAAGGGAAGGAGAAGAAAGUGUUCUUACACAACUGGAAUACUAACAAUGAAUCUUCAUGGACACAACAAGCUAGUCUCAACAACGACGAAGAUGGUGAUGAUGUGAGUGAUGCAAGGAAGGGUGGAGAUUCGAUGACUUUCAGGUGCAGAGACACCAAUCUAGCGUCAAAGACGAGGAAGAAGAGUAAGAGAAACAACAUAGUGGCUAGAAGGAGAUGUGACUCUGCUGAACUAUCAGACGAAACAGAGGAUCCAAGGACCAUCACUAAUGCAUCUCCUUUGCUUUUGAAGCAGCUUAAUCGCAAGAACUGGUCACGUUCUUUGAUAACUAGUAGAAAAGAGGAUUCUUCAUGUACUCAUAACAGCACACCAAGCUCCUUCAACAUCUACGCUCUUCGUAAUCCAAACAACGUUGGAUCUUGGGAUGGUACCACUACAACUUGCGACGGCGAUGAUGAUGAGUUGGGUGAUAACUUGGAUUCACCAGGGAGACAACAAGGCUGUGGGAUUUGGACCAAGAAGGCUAUGAAUGGUGGGUGCAGAAGCUGUUUCUCUCCUUCCUUGUCUGAUACUUUGAGAAGUAGCAUUUUAUGUGGGAGUGGACCGCUGUAUCGUAGACAUAGUAAACACAAGAUUGGUUCAAGAAGUGCUCAAGGUGUUUUGCCUUUGCUAACUUAUGGUGGCAGUGAUGAUGAUGAUGAGCUUUAUUUAGAGGCUCAGAGUAGAUUAGAUGGGAAGAGGUGGUCUACUAGUUGUAGGAGUCAAGGUGGAAGUACACAAAGCUUCAGCCAAAAGUACAGACCGAUGUUUUUCGAUGAACUGAUUGGUCAGAGUAUAGUUGUUCAGUCACUAAUGAACGCAUUAAAAAGGUGUAGGAUCACUCCUUUUUAUCUCUUCCAUGGUCCUAGAGGAACUGGCAAGACAUCGACCGCGAGGAUUUUUUCAGCAGCCUUGAACUGUGUGGCUACUGAAGAGAUGAAGCCUUGUGGUUACUGUAAAGAAUGCAAUGAGUUCAUUUCUGGGAAGAGUAAGGACUUUUGUGAAGUUGAUGGAGCUGAUAAGGUUAGGUACCUUUUGAGAAACCUUCCAAGGAAGUCCUCAAGAUAUAAGACUUUUGUUGUAGAUGAGUGUCAUAUGUUGCCAUCUAAGACGUGGCUGUCUUUUCUCAAGUUUCUUGAGAACCCUUUGAAGAAAGUUGUCUUCAUAUUUAUAACGACGGAUCUUGAUAAUGUCCCUAGGACCAUUCAGUCAAGGUGCCAGAAGUUCCUAUUUGACAAAGUUAAAGAUGCAGACAUAGUAGUGAGACUGAAGAAGAUUGCUUCAGACGAGAAUCUUGAUGUGGAAUCUGACGCGUUGGAACUGAUUGGUAUGAACGCGGAUGGUUCAGUUAUAGAUGCUGAAACUAUGUUGGAGCAGCUGAGUUUGCUGGGGAAACGUAUCACCACUGGUCUAGUAAACGAGCUAGUGGGUGUUGUUUCAGAUGAAAAACUGCUGGAACUUUUGGAAUUAGCAUUGUCAUCUGAUACGGCAGAGACAGUGAAGCGAGCUAGAGAGUUACUGGACCUUGGAGCUGACCCAAUAGUCUUGAUGUCUCAACUUGCUAGUCUUAUCAUGGACAUCAUUGCUGGUACAUACAAGGUGGUAGACGAAAAGUACAGCGAAGCCUUCCUUGACGGACGAAACCUGAGUGAAGCGGAUAUGGAGGGACUAAAACACGCUUUGAAACUUCUUUCUGAGGCAGAGAAGCAGCUUAGAGUUUCUAAUGACCGUUCGACCUGGUUCACAGCGACUUUGCUUCAGCUUGGGUCAAUGCCUUCUCCUGGAACCACGCUUACAGGAUGUAGCAGUAGAAGGCAAAGCUCUAGAGCCACUGAUGACGACCCGUCAAGCGUUUCAAGGGAGGUGAUGGCUUACAAACAGAGUAUAGGAGGGCUUCACUUUAGUAAGUCGGCAUCGCCAAAAAGAAGCGGAAAGCAUACCCAUGAAGCGAGUUCUUUCUCCAGGGUUAUCGAUAAUACAUGCUAUAAAGCCUCCUCGUCUAGCCAAACUCCAGAGAGAGAAGCCUCCAAUGCCUCACAUGGCAAUAGUACUGCAAGCACCAUGAUGCUUACUCAAAGAAGUUCAGAGAAACUAAACGAGAUAUGGAGAAAAUGUAUAGAAAUAUGCCAUUCCAGAACAUUGAGGCAGCUGCUCUAUACUCAUGGGAAACUUAUAUCUAUCAGUGAAGUUGAAGGUAUUCUAGUUGCUUAUAUAGCGUUUGGAGACACCAAGAUCAAAACAAGAGCUGAAAGGUUUCUAAGCAGUAUCACAAACUCGAUGGAAAUGGUACUAAGGAGAAGCUUAGACGUCAGGAUACUACUCUUGCCUGAAACCGAGCCACUCGUAGUCCCUUACCAAACCGGGAAACCAGAUAUGACAAACAAAGUUGGAGAUCUACAUGCUGCACCAGACCUUGGAGUUGGUAGCAGUGAAGAAGGCAGAUCAAAGAUCCCAAUGCAAAGGAUAGAAUCAAUCAUCCGAGAACAAAGAUUAGAAACAGCAUGGUUACAAACCGCUGAUAAAGACACGCCUGGAUCACUAACACGGAUAAAACCUGAAAGGAAUCAGAUUCUACCUCAAGAAGACACUUAUCGCCAACCUUCUGCUGUUUCUCCUUCCGGAUUAAAUAAUGACGUUAAGCUUUUGAGAAUUGGCGAAAAUGGUGAGCUUAAAGAGAAUCUAACUGGGAGCUGUCCUCUUUCCCCGAGCUUACUUCAUGAUUCUAAGUUUGGACACAAGAAAGACAAUAUAGGAGGAUACGAAUCAGGAACAGGGAGAGUUGGUUGUAAUAUGUUACUUUGUUGGAACACAAACAAGACUCAAAGAAGUAGCAAGAAACAGGGUAAGGGAACUCAUGUUCGUCCCCGAAGAAGUGGGAAGAGAGGAUUCUCUCUGUUUAAUGGAUGUGCUAAGCCAAGGACACCAGCAGGUAAAUUGAGAAGAUGA